GCAUUGUACGCUUCUUGUCGGCCCAUCCUCACGAAGAUGAUGAACUCCUCCGACACCACGACAUCCGACACGCCCUUCCAGCCGCUGUCUUCACAGUAUGCGAAAGCAAAACGGCAGUAUCAACAAUGGCUGGACAAAGUCACGCCGUUUGUGCUCUAUCGCUGGCUUGCAACAGCUGGCCUGUUAGCCGUAUUUGUACUGAGAAUCGUGCUGGCUCAAGGGUGGUAUAUCGUAUGCUAUGCUCAUGCCAUCUACUUGCUUAAUCUUCUCUUGGCGUUCCUGCAACCCAAAUUCGACCCAUCGCUGCAAGAAGACCUUCUUGCAGAUGAGAUUGAAGGCGGUGGAGAGGAGACCUCACUUCCGUCAGCACGAGAUGACGAAUUCAGGCCCUUCGUCCGUAGGCUGCCCGAGUGGCAAUUCUGGCUUUCAUCGACCCGUGCUUCAGUCAUUGCGCUCUUCUGUACAUUCUCAGAAGCGUUUGACGUGCCGGUGUAUUGGCCCAUCCUCGUAAUGUACUUUUUCGUGCUCUUCGUGCUCACGAUGCGGAGACAGAUCCAGCAUAUGAUCAAGUACAAGUAUAUCCCCUUUGAUCUCGGUCGCAAGGCACGCUAUGGCUCCAGCAGGUGAUGUCUUGUACGAGUCCGCAUCUAGACGAUCUCAUAGAUCGGGUUUCACUCUUGUGUCAUCUCAUCGAAGUUAUUUUGGGCCAUUUCGUGUAUUCGACGGCGUAAUGUGGAGAAUAAGUUUCGGACCCUGAGCUCAGAAUAACAGUGGAAUGACAGCCUUGCGUUCCUUCGGAUAGUCUGGGAACCUGUUGAGAUACCACUUGUGUCCUCUGUAAGCCCUGGGAAGCAUCAAGAGAACUUCGGUGGUGAAAAAGACGAAUGGUGGUGUGAUGGUCUCGAGGAAUGCUGAGACUGAGACAAAUGAAGGAAGGGGCGAAGCCGCAAGUGCAAACCCGAGCCAUUCAAUCCACUCGCAGAGAUAGUUCGGGUAGGAUAUAAACCGAUAAAGGUAGCCGUAGGGUAUCGCGUAGUGUUCCUGCUUAUUCUUGCCAUUGUCGUCGUCAUCUUGCGCGCGAGCCUUGCCUUUCGCUUUAGCGCUGCGGCGAAGGUUCAGAAGAAUCUCGUCGUGCAAGAUAUUGCCCGCGUAGCCGAAAGCCCAGAGGCCGACGCCUACCCAGAAGAGCGGCCGUGAGAAUGCACCUUCCAGGAACUGAGUGGCGUACGGCGAGGACAGGUAUGUUCCCGAGAGUAAGCCAUUGACGAUAUUGAAUACGACUGCACAGAAAACGACACCGAUGUGGGACUUCG
This is a messenger RNA of Phanerochaete carnosa HHB-10118-sp, 1313 nucleotides long. RefSeq lists its product as uncharacterized. Gene Ontology annotation, cellular component: Golgi membrane. The record is from RefSeq and is a predicted model, not a curated record. Gene Ontology annotation, biological process: protein retention in ER lumen; retrograde vesicle-mediated transport, Golgi to endoplasmic reticulum. The transcript has 6 exons. Bases 37 to 627 code for a protein of 196 amino acids. Lineage: Eukaryota; Fungi; Basidiomycota; Agaricomycetes; Polyporales; Phanerochaetaceae.